This is a messenger RNA of Cuscuta campestris, 1880 nucleotides long. Lineage: Eukaryota; Viridiplantae; Streptophyta; Magnoliopsida; Solanales; Convolvulaceae. The record is from the annotation of a GenBank genome assembly.
AAGAGUAAAGUUCUAUCCUUUCGAUAAUCAUCUGGUUGAGUGUGAGGAAACUCUCACGGUGGUGGCCAAGAGCAUGAGCAGCAACGAGGGAUGUGAUUGCCUCGCCGUGCCAACUCAUAUUUACUCCUCUAAAAGCAUGGCAUGGCAAGCAUUUUUGCCUUGGCUUACGAGUGACAUGCGAGAAGAGAAAACCCCAAACAAUCUCAGCGAUCUCUCUGGGGAGGAUGAACAUGAACCCCUAAACCUUCUUCAUCAAAGCUCCAUUGAAGCCUGUAACGCUCGCGAACCCUACCACCUGCCUCCGUCGACUGCAGAAAUCCCCGCCGUCGCAUUUCGAGAGGUUCGUAGACUUGAGGAAGUUUUUAACACAAUGGGAAUCAUUCGCCACAGUGGUUCUUUUAAAAAGACAAAUGAUAGUGCCAGGCUUAUUAUAACAACAAUUAUGGGAAUGUUGUUUGGAUAUUUUAUUGGCAUUUCCUUUCCGUUUGUUUCUUUAACUAAGAUUAACUUACCCUCAAGCUUUAUAUCAUCUAUUGAUGUAGCUUCUGGCAAUGACCAUCAAAGACAUUCUGCACGUAGUUUCCCUGAAAACCUUGGUUCUGGUAAUAUUCCGGUAACACCCAAGAUAUAUGUACCUACCAAUCCUCACGGUGCAGAGUCAUUGCCACCAGGAAUUGUAGUAGCAGAAUCAGAUUUUUAUUUGCGUCGAUUAUGGGGUGAUCCUAGUGAGGAUUUAAAAAGGAAACCGAAGUACCUGGUUACCUUCACAGUUGGUUUGGAACAAAAGGACAAUAUUGAUGCAUCAGUUAAAAAGUUCUCAGAGGAUUUCCAGAUUAUGCUCUUUCAUUAUGAUGGUCGUACCAGUGAAUGGGAUCAGUAUGAGUGGUCUAGGCGUGCAAUACAUGUCAGUGUUAGAAAGCAAACAAAGUGGUGGUAUGCAAAGCGGUUUUUGCAUCCUGAUGUUGUCGCAGCUUAUGAUUACAUAUUUAUUUGGGAUGAAGAUCUUGGAGUGGAGCACUUCAAUCCUGAGAAGUAUAUUCAGUUAGUGAGGAAACAUGGUUUAGAGAUAUCUCAGCCUGGCCUGGAACCAAACAAUGGAUUGACGUGGCAAAUGACAAAAAGGAGAGGAGACAGAGAAGUUCACAAGGAGACAGAUGAGAAACCAGGGUGGUGCAGUGAUCCACAUCUGCCUCCAUGUGCAGCUUUUGUGGAAAUCAUGGCUCCUGUUUUCUCUCGAGAGGCAUGGAGAUGUGUUUGGCAUAUGAUCCAGAAUGACUUGGUGCAUGGAUGGGGGUUGGAUUUUGCUCUCAGAAGAUGUGUAGAGCCUGCUCAUGAAAAGAUAGGCGUAGUUGACUCACAAUGGAUUGUUCAUCAAGUUAUUCCCUCUCUUGGGAAUCAGGGGCAGUCGGAGAAUGGCGAAGCUCCAUGGCAAGGGGUGAGGGAGCGAUGCAGGAAUGAGUGGGCGAUGUUCCAAGAUCGCCUAGCAAACGCCGACAAGCAGUAUUUUGCAAAGAUUGGUAGGAGUUUACAUUGAAGAGAUGCAAAUACGACUACUUCCAGACAUCCUGUACAGCGCCUCUUUUCUCCCCCCUCCCCAUUUGGCUCUGUUUGUUAAACGGCGGUUGGCCAAAACGCCAAAUCUCCUUUUGGCUAGAAACGCUGCUCUUGAAGCAACGUUUUGAAUGGUGACCCGCCAUUAUACGAACACAGCCAUUCAUAACACCGUUUUGCAGCUAUGAGUCAAUAUAUAUAAUACAAAUUAACUUAUAGAAUUAGUUAAAUACUCCGAAUAUGUUACCGGUAGCGUACGCGUUUAUUGUGUGAAAAGCCGCAUGCUUCAUCUUCGUUUCGUGCAUCUUAAAUACAGAGUGUUUUAUGUU